AUCGCCUUGACCAAAAAAAAAAUCAUCAUCUCCAUGCAGCACCUCCCUACCUCUUCCUUUAAAACGACAGCCACCGUCGUCAUCGCCGGAGUCUUCUCUGUUGUGGCGGCGGUGAGUUUAACCGUUCCAUCAGUUUCCCAUUUUGCUGCUUCUUGCAUUCCGAUCAUUUACGAUAACACCAUCUUCCUCCUUAAGCCACCGUAUCUUUACCUAGUCAUUAACUGUAUCAUCCUCUCCAUCGUCGCUACAUCUAAGCUCACGCAUGAAUCAUGUUCCAGUACUGACGAUCCUGAUACGGUCGUCCCGGUACCUACUUAUAUCGACGCCGGUUAUCUAAACGUGGCUCACGUCGCCGGUUCUGAUUAUACCGGAUUUGUGGAGAAUGAUGCGACGGUGAAAGAUGUCCACGAAGUCAUUGAUAAUGAUAAGGUGAUAGGAGAAGAUGUAAAGACAGAGACGGAGAAGCCAAGAACGAGUAACGGUUUACCAGAACCGGAGACAGAUAAACCAAAACUAAAAGAUGGUUCGCUGGAGAUUUCGGUUCUGAAGAACACGAGGAAAGCACCUAGGUUCGGUCGGCAAAAGUCGCUUAAAGCUGGCCAAGAAGGUAAGAAGUCUGCGUUGGGAGUGACGAAGCCACCGAGGAGACAUGACACGCUGGAGACGACGUGGAAGAAGAUAACGGAAGGACGCUCGACGCCGUUAAUUAAACACUUGUCGAAAUCCGACAAGUGGCAAGAAAGGUCGCACGCCCGAAGCUCAAAGGAGAAGGAGAAGACGACCAAGUCUGAGAACUCUACGGAGGAUGACACGUUGCGAAAAACGCGUCUGAAACGCGAGCCGUCGCCGGGUCAGGAGGAGCUGAACAGGCGCGUGGAAGCGUUUAUCAAGAAGUUCAACGAAGAGAUGAGACUGCAAAGAUUGGAAUCUUUGGCUAAGUAUAACGAAUUGGUGGUAAAUCGAGGGACUCGUUUGUAAAUAAAUUAUUCAUGUUUUUUUCUUAGCUGUCGGAGAAGACUAGGACGGCACCGGCACCGGCACCGGCACAGUCGCAAAUGUUGACUCUUUUUAGAACCACUUAAAAGAUUUUUUUUUUGUCUUCAUGGGAAGAUAAAAU
Messenger RNA from Brassica oleracea var. oleracea, 1117 nucleotides. RefSeq lists its product as uncharacterized. Bases 34 to 978 code for a protein of 314 amino acids. The transcript has a single exon. The record is from RefSeq and is a predicted model, not a curated record. Lineage: Eukaryota; Viridiplantae; Streptophyta; Magnoliopsida; Brassicales; Brassicaceae.